UGCGUCUUCCUUCCGGCUCGCCGAAGAAAGUUGAGGGAGGUUCAGCGGCAACUGGGCUUUUACAUAAUGGACAGCCAGGGAAGGAAAGUGGUGGUCUGUGACAAUGGGACCGGGUUUGUCAAGUGCGGCUAUGCAGGCUCCAACUUCCCAGAGCACAUCUUCCCUGCGCUUGUUGGGAGGCCCAUCAUCCGCUCGACAGCCAAAGUCGGAAACAUCGAGAUCAAGGACCUGAUGGUGGGGGACGAGGCCAGCGAGCUGCGCUCCAUGCUGGAGGUCAACUACCCCAUGGAGAACGGCAUCGUCAGGAACUGGGAUGACAUGAAGCACCUGUGGGACUACACCUUCGGCCCAGAGAAACUCAACAUCGACUCCCGCAACUGCAAGAUCUUGCUGACCGAGCCGCCCAUGAACCCCACCAAGAACCGCGAAAAAAUCAUUGAGGUGAUGUUUGAGACCUACCAAUUUUCAGGAGUCUACAUUGCUAUUCAAGCUGUACUGACCCUGUAUGCCCAAGGCCUUCUGACCGGUGUGGUGGUGGACUCGGGAGAUGGUGUGACACACAUCUGUCCAGUGUAUGAGGGCUUCAGCCUGCCCCAUCUGACAAGACGCUUGGACAUUGCAGGCAGGGACAUCACCCGCUACCUCAUCAAGUUGUUGUUGUUGAGGGGUUACGCCUUCAAUCACUCUGCAGACUUUGAGACGGUGCGCAUGAUGAAGGAGAAGCUGUGCUAUGUGGGCUACAACAUCGAGCAGGAGCAGAAGCUGGCGCUGGAGACCACCGUGUUGGUGGAAUCAUACACGCUGCCAGAUGGUCGUGUGAUCAAGGUGGGAGGAGAGCGGUUUGAGGCCCCCGAGGCGCUGUUCCAGCCCCACCUCAUCAACGUGGAGGGUGUCGGAGUGGCCGAGCUCCUCUUCAACACCAUCCAGGCUGCAGAUAUAGACACCAGGCCUGAGUUCUACAAACACAUCGUGCUGUCGGGAGGAUCCACCAUGUACCCCGGCCUGCCGUCUCGGCUGGAGAGGGAACUCAAGCAGCUGUACCUGGAGCGUGUCCUCAAGGGAGAUGUGGCCAAGCUUUCGAAAUUCAAGAUCCGGAUCGAGGAUCCUCCCAGGCGAAAGCACAUGGUGUUCCUGGGCGGAGCCGUGCUGGCCGACAUCAUGAAGGACAAGGACAACUUCUGGCUGACCCGGGAGGAGUACCAGGAGAAAGGAGUCCGCGUGCUGGAAAAACUAGGAGUCACCGUCAGAUAAAGCACUGGACGGACAGACCACGACCACACACACACAUAUACACAAACACACACACACACGACAUGCACACAUCUCCCCCUCGCCCACAUCGCAGAGUAUAUAUCUAUUUAUCCUUCUUCUUCUCUCUCUCGGCUCUUGAUCCUCAAACAUCAGCGGGAAUCGAGCCGUCACCUCCUCCUCUCUCUCCUCUCUGCCUCUCUUCUCUCCUGGUUUUGGGAUUGACUCACACUUUUCCUCGCAAGCCCACAAGAACAAAUUCCAUUUUGCAGAUUUACACUGAAACCCCUCCUUUACUUAAAUUGAAAGGGUUAACGUUGCUCCGUCGGUGUCUUAAUUGUCACUGGUGGAGAAGGUUAAAAAAUCAAGUCGGGAAAUCGUCACUCAAUUUUAUUUUCCUUUUUUGAUUAAAACCUCCGGAGGGGAUAAAUUGAUGCAAAGUUUCUGUAAAAUCACAAUCAGGGUCCACCACAAACAGCCACGGGCCGCUUUCAGCAUCUGUUCCAGGUGAGCGAGAACUGAUCACAUUUUUAUGUCGGUUUUUUAUAAAUGAUAUCAUGACUUUUUCUUUUCUGGGAGAGGGAUUACUUUUUGUUCUGCUUUUACUUUUUUUGUUUUUUUGUUGGAGUUCAAUUUAUAUCUUAACAUUUUUUUUCAUUGACUUUUUUUCCUUUUGUUGCUGUGCACUACUACCAUUGUAAAUGGAGUGUAUUGUGGUAACAGAAGUUCCUCCACGUUUUUAUGAAGAAUUGAUGGUUGAUUUAUAAAGGGACAAAUACACAAAGGAAAGCCCCUGAGCUUGACGUCGGGUGUGUGAUGGUACUUUGGGGUUUGUGGGUGGUGAGGGGAGGAUUUUUCGGGGGAGUGAUACUGUUUGUUCCUCGUCAGAUAGCCUCGCCUCUGCCUCCUCUCUCCGUGUAAAUCUGGAGCUGAAUGAACGGGUGCGAGCAGUUGUAGCAAUAUUACUGUCGACGCCAUAGCACCUCACCCGUCGUACUCGCGCAGAUCCACCGCAGCACGGAGGCAGUCGCAGGCUGACGAGAUCGAUUUGAAUCUUGGAAAAUAAAACGGUAUUUUAUUGAUGUCUAAAUACUGUUGAGACCAUAUUUAAGUUCUCCAGUCUUUCACUCCCAGCGGUCGACUUAAUGAUUACUGGAGGCACUUCUAUUUUGAGUAUGAAAAAAAUGUGUAUAUUUUUUUCUCUCUCCUCUUUCCAUGAACGUCUAUCCAGUGCCAAGUGCAGUUAAUGUUAACUGGAUCUCUCUCAUGUUUUAAUGUCUUUCUUUUUGUCACUGUUUUUAUUUUUAUUUUCCUGUGUUGUUCAUAGCAUAACUGCCUAACGCUGAUUUAAAUAAAGAAAAGUGAUUUAUAAGGA
Molecule: messenger RNA, 2623 nt
Organism: Plectropomus leopardus (leopard coralgrouper)
Lineage: Eukaryota; Metazoa; Chordata; Actinopteri; Perciformes; Serranidae
Product: actin-related protein 2
Source: RefSeq, a predicted model, not a curated record